Messenger RNA from Zeugodacus cucurbitae (melon fly), 8911 nucleotides. It is a transcript of the gene Axn, whose product is annotated as axin. The record is from RefSeq and is a predicted model, not a curated record. Bases 1366 to 3573 code for a protein of 735 amino acids. The transcript is spliced from 14 exons. Lineage: Eukaryota; Metazoa; Arthropoda; Insecta; Diptera; Tephritidae. Gene Ontology annotation, biological process: negative regulation of canonical Wnt signaling pathway.
GUAGAAGUAGAAAAUGCGAAAGGAGAAAAGAAAGUGGGUGCAAAGAAUCGGAAAAAUCGCGUUGGUGCAUAUCAGACAAUUUUGUGAAAAUAGCAAAAAAUUGUUAUUGAAAUAUAAAAUUAGAGUUUCCGAUCCCUUAGAUGUAAUCAGUCCAAUAUCAUAUCAAUUAAAACGUCCAAAAAUCAGAUAGUUUAUAAAACAAGCAAAGAACUCUCAAACAAAUGAACAUCAAACCACGAAAAAUGAAGCGAUGCGGGGCAGCAAAUUCCAUGAAACUUAAGCAUACACAAUAAAUAACUUAACAAUUUCCAACUUGUUAGUGAGAAAUAACUUAAAUAAAUCAAAGUGUUAUGUUUGUUAACUAAGUGAUCAUAUAAUGUUACCAAGAAACCAAGUGCGCUGCAUGUUAUUUUUAACUUUUUUUAAUGUAAGGAGAGCAAGGGUGGAUUCGGAAAUGUAUUAUUUUACAAAACAUUGCUGAUUGCUGUGAACAUUACUGUUUGAAUUGUAACAAUUUGUUGAACAGCAGUCGUAAAAGACUUCCCAAACCAAUGUUUUUAUAGAUUUUAAAUUGUUUAAAAUUAAAAAGGUUAAUUGCGCUGCUUGCUAAUUUGUGCCUAUAAAUAUAAUGGUAGUUAUAAUAUUUUGUUAAAAAUAUCCCUGUUAAAAUCUUUGCUUGUUCGGAUCCUGUUUUUGUUGUAUGAGCAAAAUAUCAAAAAAAAUGGUAUUUUAAUAAUUAUAAUACCAAACUAAAGAAGCCAAUAAGUAGCAAGUAAAUGUUUACUCCCGUCCACACCCACCUCUUCCUCUUGCUACUGCCCAAGCAUUCUGAAAACAAUUAAUGCAGUUGGAAAAACAACAUUAAAGAAGUAAAGUGGUUCAAAUACAAAUAACUUAAAUGAACCUGGACUGCUGUGUAUGGAUUAUACAACCAAAAAUAAUUGUCGCGGGUUCGAUGAAAGCCCUAUAAUAACAUAUAAUGGAAAAAUGCUGGAUUAUCAUUUCACUGCUACAAAAGCCUCAAUCAAUAUCGAGUUAUUCUAAAACGUUUUGCACACACAUCAUAAAGUGAAAUUGAAAGUAUUUUUCAUAAAACGACACAAAACUUCACUUUAAUAUAAUUUUUUGAAAUUUCCCUUAAAUGACCUUGCCACAUUGCCUUCCAUAAGAAAUUAACACCCAGAUUUAUUAAUAUCUUCCAAGUCCAUUAUAUUCUAAAUAUAACGGACGGUUCGUAAUUUGAUGUAGAUGAAAAUAUUUAUUUAAUAACGCUGAAAGUGUGAAGAAAACAUUGGAAACUUUGUAAUACGGUAGUUUGCUAGUCAAACUUGAAGGUAGCUAGAACAAUAGAAAACAGAAAGUGGCAUGAGCCAUCCGUCAGGAUUCCGAAAAUAUGAUGAUAAUGAGUGUAGUGGGCCUAGACCACCAGUACCCGGAGAAGAAAGUCGAGUUAAAAAGAUGACCGAAGGGGUGGCUGAUAGUUCCCGAAAUUCACCACCUUCAUAUUUGAAUUGGGCUCGAACUCUUAAUCAUCUCCUUGAGGAUCGCGAUGGAGUGGAGCUUUUCAAAAAAUAUGUCGAAGACGAAGCACCUGGUUAUAAUGAUCACCUAAAUUUUUAUUUUGCCUGCGAAGGUCUAAAACAGCAAACUGAUCCCGAAAAAAUUAAGCAAAUUAUAGGAGCGAUAUAUCGGUUUUUACGAAAAAGUCAACUAUCAAUACCUGAAGACUUGCGUCGAAUAAUCAAAGCAGGUCUGAAAAAUGAAGUCCCACUCAACGCAAACAUAUACGAUUCAAUGCAGCAAUAUGUGGAAGCCACCAUACGUGACAACAUUUAUCCUAGCUUCCUCUGUUCAGAAAUGUACAUUUUGUAUAUUCAACAAAUGUCUGUUUCACAUGAACGAUUUGGGAUUGGGGCAGCUGGUUCCGGCAGCGGAAGCAGUAGUGGUGCCAGUUGUGGUAGCAGUGGAGCAGGAAUUGCUGCAUCGACAGGAGGCGCUUGCGCGUUGCCCACCAAUUCGGGAAAGGUGGCUUGCUCAUCGGUAGCACCUUUCAUUAACCUGCCUAUGAGCACUGCUGGUGGAAAUAUACCCAUUGGCGGUGCCUGCAGUGCAAGUGGUAGUGUUUAUGGUCCUUCCACAUCAGCUAGCUCCAGUGGCUCUAUAAGUGCAACUGAUACACUUCCGCGAAGCUCUACACUACCAACAUUGCAUGAAGAUUCGGAAUUAUCGCUUUGCGAUGAUUUCGAGAAGCUGCGUGUUGAAGGUGGUCGUGUCGCUGCCGAUAUGCCUAUACGUCUCACCCACGACUUAUUACUAGCAACUCAGAAGAGAAGACUGGAAAUACGGCCUCCGGGUGCUCAUGGUUAUGUGUACCCUGCGACCGCGAAUACUUCAUAUGUUCCGAAUUCACGCGUGGAUUCGGAGAGGGCGAGUGUCAGUUCCGGUGGUCGAACUGAUUCCGAUACAAUGUCGCUAUCUAGUUGUUCUAUGGAUGGCCGACCCUACAUUCAAAGAAGACAUAGUUCAAAUGAAAGCAAAGCGAUACGACAAAGUGCUAUGGCCAAUAAAGAGACUAACACGUUUCAAGUUAUCCCUCGAACACAACGCCUCCAUUCGAAUGAACAUCGUCCUCUGAAAGAGGCUGAGCUGAUUGCAUUACUUAUUCCGAAAUUGGAAGAAGUCAAACGAAAGCAAGAUAUUGAGGAUAGAGCUAGAUGUGAUCGUUUUACAGAUGAUUCAAUGCCGACAAAUGAAAGGCUUGCCAGCGAUCGCGCUUUUGCAGAUGCGAUCCGUGAAAAAUUUGCAUUGGAGGAGGACAAUGACCAAGAUAUACUUGAUCAGCAUGUAUCGAGAGUAUGGAAGGAUCAAACUCCUCACCGUUCGCCUGGUACCAUGUCACCAUGCCCGCCUCUUCCGACUCGACGUCGUACAAUAACCCACGAUUCAGGAAUGCUAAGUGACGGAGCUAUGAGCAUAGGUGGACAUUCUAUGAAACACUCCAAAUCAAUGCCGGACCACAGUUCCUCCUCCAGGAAGCUAACAAAUAAGUGGCCUUCCAUCAAUACAGAUAGUGGAAUCAGUCUGUACUCAGCCGAUACUCUUAUGAAGUACAAAGACACCAGUUCACGAUCUGGUUCAAGUACGGCCUCUAAAUCAGAAGAGGCAAAAAGAAGACUGGAAGACGAGACCAGAAGGUCUCGUCGAUAUACUCAACAGCAACAUAUACAGCCAUCACAGCAACCACCAUCAUUCAGUAGCAGUAGCAGUGGCAGCAGUAGCUUACAUCACCAGCCUCAACCACCCCCGCUACCCGCAAAACCACUAGAGACUACUACUGUCGUAUUCUCAUUCUGUGACGAAGAAUAUCCUUACAGAACGAAAAUUCCCGGCUCGCAACCGACACUGAAGCAAUUUAAGGACUACUUGCCGAAAAAGGGCAAUUUCAGGUUCUUCUUCAAAACACAUUGCGAAGAUCCGGAAAGUCCAGUGAUUCAGGAAGAGAUUGUGAAUGACAGUGAUAUUUUGCCACUAUUUGAAGGCAAAGUGAUGGGCCUAGUGAAGCCAUCCGAUUAGAUUAAGGCUAGUAUAUUAGCGACUCACAAUAAUAAAACACAGCGAGAUUAAAUUAAAACUGCAACGAAAACAAGAAAAGCAGCAAUUACGAGUAUGAGCUCCUAAGUAAUAGUACUUGGGAGAUAUUAAAAGCGUAAACGAAGGUUGACGAAGCAAAAUGUUACAUUAAAAAAUGUAUUUAGUACUUAGAGAUAAUUGAGAGGAUCACACAAAAAUCGAGUUUUGUAAAAACAAUAUUUUUAAAUUUUUAUAAAAACACAACAAUAUUUAUAUACGAGUAGAUAUUUCGAUUUAUGUAUUUUUUAUAAAAUGCUAUGAGUAUAUGUAUUUUGUUCUCGCCAAUUCUUCCAAUCUGCGAAUUUAUUUGUUUUAAAUUUGCAUUACGCAAAUUUGUUUAUGGAUUUUCUCUAAGAAAGCUGACCGAAAAAAAUUUGAUUGAAAUGUGCUUUUAUGGACUGCCUGCAAUAUAUAUUGUUUACAUAUAAGGCGCUGCCCGUUUUUGCAGCACUAAAUAUUGUUCUCGAUCACGAAAAUCAAAAGUAUUUUAUAAGAGUUUUUUUUUGUAAAUUUUGCUUUCUUAAAUUUUAUAUCGACUAAAACUAGUUCAUAACUUAAUUUUUAUAUAAAUUUGUUACGAAUAUGUUACACUCAUAUAAGUAUGAAGUUCGCUUAUAAUCACAAACAAGCCUAGACAUGCUCACAUGCUCAUACAGAGACUUGGCGAUCUAUAAAAUUUUGGAACGCUAAUUGGCGUAAUAGGUUAACUUUGUGUGAACAUAAAUAAAUUAUUAAGUGUGCAUCAUUUAAAAUAACAUACAUAUUCAUUCUUCUAUAAAUUGAAUAGUGAAUAGACUAUUCUACUGACUUAUAAUUAAAAAUCGAAGAAUAACGAUAUUUUUUUAAGUAACGGCCAAAAGAAAAUGUCGAGUGUCAUCGAAAACCUUGUUUGAAAAAAUACAAAUAAAUAAACGUAAAGAAAUAUAAUUUUAGCAUAACUAUGAACUGAGUUCAUUUCUACCAACACAAACUAAUUUGAGUACAUGAGUAAGUAUUAUACAAUUUUAUUUGCGUUAUUGAAUGACAGUCAGAAAUGUCUUCAUGAAAUCGGCACCAUAACCUCUUAUAACUCUACUUGUUCGUCAUCAAUGUGAUAUAAUAUAAAUUUAUUUAGUAUAGUCAGGAAUUGUUUUAUUAAGUUAAGCUCCAGUUACCGAUACUUGACUUGACCUAGAGAGACUUGAGAACUGUCACAUAAAAGAUCCGUUUAAUGGGCCUUACAUGUAUUUGAUUACCGAACGCAUGACUUGACUUGAAAGUCUGUUGAAUUUAGAACUCUAAGUUACGUUGACAUUUGAACUGCUCUCCCUCUCUCACUGCUUCUCUUUUCAUUCUCAUUAUGACACUAUUCCAGUGUUGCCUGAAUGCUUUCGGUUAAAAUUAAAUAUGUUAAAAUUCUAAUCUUUAAUAUUUAUAAAUCUUCAAAUAAAGAAAAAAUAAGAUAAUUCAGAGGAAAAUACCUUUUUCACAACAAUUAUGUUUUAAUAUGUUUAAUAAAAAAUCUUUUAUUUUAUUUAUAACGCAAAUACUUGUUUAACUUUAAGUGCAAUAAACAAAUCAAAUCAAAUAGGUACGAUAUGAGGGUAAUUUUUGCAACAGAAACAUAACUAUUGCGAAUCUCUCCAAGAAUUUGUGGAGAUCUGCUCAGAAAAAAAAAAUAUUUUGCGAAUUUAUGUAAUGAAAAAUUGAUUGUAAAUGUUCAAAUAUAAUUUGAAUAAAUUAUUUAUUCAACUAUCAUUUAUACGCUUGGCUGGCUCCAAUUUAUUACAUCUUCUAACAAUUCCAAAUAUCGAAAAACUGAACUACGCGUGCACGUUUCUUUUGUGCUAUUCUGCUCAAAGCUAUAUUCAUAUAUUUAUUAAAGAGUUUUCUUUCAAACAUAAAAUCUUCACGUGUUCACAGAUUUCCUAAUAGUGAAGAUUUUUUUAUAUACUAGUUUUAAAAUCUUCAAUCUUGGUGAUAUUUUAAUUUAAAAAAACUUAAUUUUAAAGCUAAAUCUGCACAUCAGGCAACUCUACCCAGAAACUAUAAUAAUAUCAGCUGAAGUUGAAGUUGUGUGAAGUAUAACUGCAUCUAAGUUUUCCAAGCCAAAUUUUUCGAAGCUGAGUCAAGUCAAGCAUCGGUAACUGGAGCUUUAGAUGAAGGGACAUUUCAGCACACUUAUGCAAGCGUCAAAUUAAGCACCACUCUCGGUUUACUUUCGGACGGUAAUUAUCACAAAUUCAGUGGUAAUGUUUUUGACGUUAAUCUGCCGUUACUCGGGAAAGAACUUGCUUUCAAGUGGUUCACACGAAUUAAUUGUCAAACUUGGCAUAAAUUGAAAGCCAUGAAAUAGGCUGCAACAACUUGAUAUUCAAUUAUUAUUACAGAGAUACUGUCGUCAAGGAAACUGCUUCCAUUUAUCGCCAAAAUGGAUUCAUAAGUCUUUAUUUUUAAAUCAUUCUGUAGAUACUUCGGAAGAUUCAUGAUCCAUAAAAUGCACUGUUUGUGUACAAUUUCGUAAAAGGGAAUAAUUCACUUAUUUCAACUUUAUUCGUCAUUAAUUUUUAAAUUUAAUACAAUUAAUUUGAGAAUUGGAGAAGCUUUCAAGUUCGAAAAGUGAGAAUGUGGUAGUAAAAAAGUGUGAGUUUGUGGCAACUUGAAAGCAAUUUCUUGAACGUGCAACGUCUUUUAUAGAUGCUUCCACUGCAAUUCCUUUACGGAUUGAGUUGUGAUCGACAAUACCGAACUAUUAUUUUCCAUAUUUAUUUGAACACAAUAUUUAAGAAAUAGUUGAAUCGCGUUAUACUACUGAACCUAAAAAAUAACUAACUUAGCAGUUAAUAGCAUUUCAUUCCACAAUUCAAUACGAUAAAGAAUUUCGAUCGAAAAUUUUCAUGCUAUCAAUGAUUCCGUCGAUAAAUUACUUUACCAUAAAGUGAGACCGUAGAAUUGUUUUAUCAAUAUUCAUCGACAAAUGCGACAAAUUUUGUAAAGUGUCUGUGCUUUUUGGUUUGUUAAAAAAAACUGACCUUUAACUAUUGUGAAAUUUCUUCCAAAAAAUAUUUAAUUCGAUUAAGGUUUUUUGAGAAAAUUCUUUCGCUAUUUCGAGGGGGCAACUUUGUAUCGCUUUAAUUUAUUUUUUUUUUUUUUUGUCUGUUUUUGUCUUUUGUCUCUAAAAUACCCAUUUAAAAUAAAAUUUAGUCCGUCGGUAGUAAUUGAUUGCAUAAAAACUUCCUAAUGGUUUACUUGUUUAAAAUUUCCGCAACUCACUCAUCAACGGAUAGAUUUCGACCAAUAUCUUGGAUUUUGCAGAAUUAAUGAUUUCAUAAUUAGCGGCAUCUAUUAGCCGCGGUAGAUACUUUUUCAAGUCGGUAAGUGAGUUCGCUCAUUAUUCCCGUCCUGAUGUAUGGCGCUGAAGCGUGGACGAUGACAACAUCCGAUGAGACGACUCUUGGGGUUUUCGAGAGAAAGGUUUUGCGCAAGAUUUAUGGUCCUCUAAACAUUGGCAACGGCGAAUACCGCAGACGAUGGAACGAUGAGCUGUACGAAUUAUACGACGACAUUGACAUAGUUCAGCGAAUAAAAAGACAGCGGCUACGCUGGCUAGGUCAUGUUGUACGGAUGGAAGAAAACACUCCAGCUCUGAAAGUAUUCGAUGCAGUACCCGCUGGAGGAAGCCGCGGAAGAGGACGACCUCCACUCCGGUGGAAAGACCAAGUGCAAAGUGACCUGGCUUCACUUGGUGUUUCCAGUUGGCGCCAAAAAGCAAAAAGGAGGAAUGAGUGGCGCGCUCUGGUGGAUUCGGCUAUAAUCGCUUAAAGCGGUUCCUACAUUAAAUAUAUAUAUAUAAGUGAGUUCAAUGUGAUUGUAAAUUUUAAUUUCAAUACAGUUUCAAUGAUUCAGACGUAAAUGUUUCGAUUGAAUCGAACCAUUUUUCGAUCGAAAUGGAUUCAAUAAUUAGGCCCAUUAUAUUAGCCGUGUUUUAUUCGGUCAUCACAAGCUAAUAGCUAAAUCAUUGGCAAAUGAAACGCACUUAGCAUAUUUCAUAUAUUCGAUUAAAAAGAAAUUGUGCAAUGCGAACUUAACACUGUAAACUGUUAACAUGUAAAGUUUUUAAUUACCAUUUAAAACAACCACCAAAAUUUAAAAUUUUGAUUUGUUUGAAUUUUCAACUGUCAAAAUGAGGUUUUUGCUAUUGCCAACUACUUUUUUUAGAAAUAACCUCACCAUUGUGAAUGAAAAAAGAUGAAUGGUAAUGCAUUUUGUUUAAUAUACAAGCUAUGAAAGCGUAAACUAAUAACUUAAUUUGGGGGUCAAAUAAAACGCGCCUAAUAUUUAUUUAAAUGUUGUUCAUCGGGUUUCACUUUUGUUUUUGUGAUAAUUAAAUACUAACACAACACCCUAAUUCUAAAAUAGUAGCAAAACAAAGCGUUGCACACAACCCAAAUAUACCACUAUGGUGGGAAACAUAAUGUAAUCAAAUCAGAUGUUUUCAAUAUUUUAAUUUAGAUUUUCAUUCGACGCCGGCUAAGUUCAAUUGUGUGCAAACAUUUUAUGUUUCUAAAGUUAAGCUCGGUUUUUGAUAAUUUGGAAGACACAAAAUACUAUAUUUUACAGUCUAUAUAGAAGAAAUUUGAGAAAGACGAUUAUAAAGACAAUUGAAAUAUUCAGGAGAUUGAAGAAUUUAUUAUUUAUAGCGCCAAAAACAAAUCGAGAUAAGUUAUAAAUUGCUUUUGACGUUCUUUUAGUACCCUAAAUAAUGUAAUACCUACCUUAUUGUGUAAUAAGAUUUACACGAAUUGUGUGUUAAUGUAUACAAGAGGCCACUGAGUCAAUUUCAUAUGGACAAUUGUGUGCUCAACCUUUCUACUAUUAUUUUAAUUAAAAAUAUAUAACUAUGAGCGAAAUGUAAUUUUUUUUAAUACUAACCAAUUUUAACUACUCUUGCAUUUUUUAACAAUGACGAUAUUUCAAUAGCGGUCUCAUUAUUUUUUUGCUAUAGUGUAUAUUAAUAAUUUCUGCACUCAUACACGUUUGUUUACAAUUGGUAGUUUUUUACUAAAUUACUUCUUUUCAGUUCGUGACUUGACUUUUCGGUUUAUAAUGAAUAAAAAAACCUUUUCAAAUCUCUUAAGCAAAGAAAAAUCGAAAUUUGAAGCUUCGGUGGCAAAAUUUCGAAAACUGAAUGAAUCAGUUCGAGAAGUUUCAAAUGAGGCGUUCGAUAUGUACGAUUUAGGAAAUAGUGAUCAUAUACCCAAUGUAAGCAGAGUAAGUUCGUCGACGUCUGGUGGUCAGGCAG